AUGGACGUCGAAGUGACGGAAGAGGCUCAGGCGCGGAUUUGCCGCUUCAGCAGCCUCAACCACAAAUACGUCGAUUUGGAAUCUCGAAUCGAGAAGCUUACGGACGCGCUGCGCACGCUCCGAGACGCUCAAGAAGAGGCCAUGAUCGUUGUCGAUCCCAACGACAUCAUGCUGAAGAUAGUCGACACGGACACGAUUGAGGAGGAGAUUGAGAACCAAAUCACGGAGAAGCAAAAGAUCCUGGACGAGUGCAAAGAGGAGCUGGAGGCGACGAAGAAAGAAAUGACCGAGUUGAAGACGAAACUCUACGGCGAGUUCGGAGACAGAAUCAACCUGGACAAAUGA
This is a messenger RNA of Neospora caninum, 345 nucleotides long. RefSeq names its product putative prefoldin subunit. Bases 1 to 345 code for a protein of 114 amino acids. Lineage: Eukaryota; Apicomplexa; Conoidasida; Eucoccidiorida; Sarcocystidae. Gene Ontology annotation, biological process: protein folding. The transcript has 2 exons. The record is from RefSeq and is a predicted model, not a curated record. Gene Ontology annotation, cellular component: prefoldin complex; cytoplasm.